This is a messenger RNA of Drosophila busckii, 1384 nucleotides long. RefSeq lists its product as uncharacterized. The transcript has 3 exons. NCBI's taxonomy places the organism in Eukaryota, Metazoa, Arthropoda, Insecta, Diptera, Drosophilidae. The record is from RefSeq and is a predicted model, not a curated record.
UAUUACGGUUAAACUCGUUGACGUUAGACGUGUGCGUGUGUGUGUGCGAGACAAUGGAGCAACAACCUGUUGAAGCGGCGCUUGCUGCAGUUACGCCCACAAAACGCGAUGCCGCCUACAUAGAAAAAGCUUUGGCAAGCGCCUUUAAUGCGGAAAAGCUGCGCAUUGAAAGCUUUCAAAGCGAUGUGAUAUCCCAAAGUGGUGAAAAUUUCUGCAGCGUCAUCUAUCGCAUAAAAGUUACAUUUCGCAAGGAGCCGCAGGCAGAGCUGCAGGAGCAAAGCUUUAUUCUAAAGGAUCUGCUGCCCUUAAUGGCAGCGCUGGGUUCAAAUGAAAAAUUAAUGUACGAGCAAGUGCUGCCAGCUUUAAAUCAAAUAUUGGCUAAAGCGCACGCAAGUUUGGGCGAACACAAGCUAAGCGCGCAGUAAGUUCUAACUAAAAGUGGCAAUGGCAAAGAAGUUUAUUUGCUUGAGGAUCUAAACGCUUUGGGCUAUGCAACGCUCAAUCGCUGCAGCGGCCUAACGCUGCCUGAAGCUAAAAUAUGCGUGCAUAAGAUUGCGCAAUUCCAUGCUGCUUCAAUGUUGCUGCUGCAGCGUCAGCCCGAGCUGCCUGCGCAGCUUGCGCCCUCGCAUUUCAUCAAUGGCGUCACCGAUGACUUCUCCAAGGUUCUGCUCAUAGACGGCACUGAGUUUGCUGCGAAUAUGGUUGCUGGCUUUGAGGGCAUGUCGUCUAUAGCUGCUAAAAUGAAAGCGCAGCUGCCUGUAGUUUAUUCCGCUCGCAUGCGUGAGACGCUGCAGCCCGAAGCUGCUGCAUUCCAGGUCAUUGUACAUGGAGAUUUGUGGGUCAACAAUAUACUCAUCAAUGCUGCGCAGCAACAAGCGGUUAUUGUGGAUUUUCAAAAUUGUCAUCUAGGCAGUCCAGCCAUUGAUUUGCUCUUGUUCUUCUAUACGAGUCUGCAGCUGAAUGUGCUGCUAACUGAGCAACAGUCACUGCUAAAAGAUUACCAUCCAAAGCCUUUGCCACACUUUAACUGCUUGUAGGCUAUGCAGGCAACUUGCCUAGCCUAGAGCAAUUGCUCAAACGAAAUGGAGCGUUGUUUGUUCUAUGCCUAUUAUGCGCUCGUUUGUGAAAUGCCCAUUUGCUCUGUUUCUCCAGAGGCAGCGAAGGACUUUAAUGCGCUCACUUUUAUCAAUGCAGAGAAUAUUUUAGCUAAGCGUCAUCAGCUGUUUGAGAAUGAGCGUGUGUCAGUGUCGCUUAAAGCAAUUUUACCAAUAUUCGAGCAAAAGGGUUUACUAGAGAUGCCUUAUUAGUAUAUAUACUAUAUAUAUAGUGGAGCUUUGAGUAGAUUAGUAUUGAGCCUCACAUGAUCAAUUUUGCUAUUUCUUUA